GCGCAAUUGUGUUUGUCCUCCGCGGUGUUCCGUAGUCGGGGGCUCACAGGUCCGUUUCUGAAAACACAGCGUUUUUGUCGGUUAAAUUCCUCUAGUAAAUUGUAUUUUGGUAGUGAAUUGUGCACAAUCUUACUAGUAAAAUUAAUUUAUUACAAUGGCAUACCAGCUCUACAGAAAUACGACGCUAGGAAACAGUCUGCAAGAGAGUCUUGACGAGCUAAUUCAGACCCAACAGAUCACUCCUCAGUUGGCGCUUCAGGUUCUCCUCCAGUUUGACAAAGCCAUCAACACGGCGCUGGCCAACCGGGUUCGCAACAGGGUCAACUUCAAGGGGUCACUAAACACCUAUAGAUUCUGUGACAACGUGUGGACCUUUGUUCUGAAUGACGUGGAGUUUAGGGAAGUGACAGAUCUGGUCAAGGUGGACAAAGUCAAGAUCGUCGCCUGCGAUGGGAAAAACACAGGCAAUGCUGCAGAGUGAACGAAGACAAUGGCAUCAGCUGAGACGUUACUGAUGAAGAGGAGGGUGGA
Molecule: messenger RNA, 531 nt
Organism: Oncorhynchus kisutch (coho salmon)
Lineage: Eukaryota; Metazoa; Chordata; Actinopteri; Salmoniformes; Salmonidae
Product: transcription initiation factor IIA subunit 2
Exons: 4
Coding region: 155-481 (108 amino acids)
Biological process (GO): transcription initiation at RNA polymerase II promoter
Cellular component (GO): transcription factor TFIIA complex
Source: RefSeq, a predicted model, not a curated record